AUGAGUCUCAACUAUAGAAACGUUGUAAAGCUUGAGGACAAGGAUAUUUUAACUCCUGAUAAGGACGGUGAUAAAAAGAAGGAUCUUUAGAGAAAAGAUUCUGAUUUGUAACAGCUUGAAGGAGAAAAGCAGAACGCUAGUGAAAAGAUUAACCUAUAGCAUAUUAUGGAAUUGAGAGAGGCAUUUGAAGCAGCUGAUACUGAUAAAGGAGCCUUUGGUGGUGUUAUCGGUAAGGGUAUGAAUCCCAAACAACUUAACCAGCUUUUCAUGAAGAUUGAUGCUGAUUCAAAUGGAUCUGUUGCUGAGCAUUUUGAGUACGUUAAAGCAAACAAGCCUGAUCCCCCUCCUAAAUCUGAGAAAUUGUGCCAUAAUGAUAUGAUUACUUGCAUUUUGGUUUUGUAGCCAGAAGAUUACUAAGAUGGAAACAGAGCUUAAGUUCACAAGUCAUCAGGUGCUGAAACUAAAAAGAACAUAAAAUUUAUUACUUCAUCGAGAGAUGGUACUGUAAAAGUGUGGAUUGGUCUUGCACUUAAAUGGGAGAAGACUAUCCAGGUUAGCUCUAGUUGGGUAACUGCAAUUCAAUAUAUGGUACUGUCAAAAAGACUAGUGGCUGCUUGUGCAAAUAGAAUGAUAAGCUUCUAUGAUUUGAAUCAGACUAAUUAUAAUGUUCCUGUUAGUAGAAUUGAAAAUCUAGUUGGUAUCCCUCUCUGCCUAGAAUGCCAUAAGCACGAGAUUGAAGAUCAGUUUGAAAAGAAAAUUGAAGAUCUUUAUGAAUAAACGGUUGAGAAAAAGAACAAAGCAAAGACUGCUUCGAACAAGAAGGAAGGCUAAAUCAUUGAAAAGGAUAAGACAUCUACUACUCUAUCAAAGAAAAAGCCUAUAGCUUAUCAAAGAAAAGAACAUGGACUGACAAUAAUUGAAAAACAGAUACAUAAAGGAUGGAUUACUAAAAUCAAGUUUUACCCUGACCUUAACUAUAUCAUUUCCUCAUCUCUUGAUGGCUUUAUUCAUAUCCAUGAUAUUGAGGAUUUGAGUUACAAGGAGAACAAAACAUUUAAUCUUCAUUAAAAAGGUGUAAACUCCUUCGUGUAUUCAUCUAAGCACAGAUUUGUUGCAAGUUGUGGAGAAGAAAGGCAUAUCAUCAUGUGGGAUCCAUUCACACUAGGUGCUCUUUCAUAUCUAUAUGGCCAUAAUACUUCAGUUUAAGAUUUGACUAUCAAUGAAGAUAGACAUCAUUUGAUUAGUUUAGGCACAGAUAAAGUUGUUAAGAUUUGGGAUAUUAGAACUUAUGCUUGCAUCCAAACGAUUUUUGAUAAAAUAUGCUACAGACCUGAAGAUAGACUAACAUUCUUACAUUUUGAUAAGAACACAAAUAAUAUCUUAUUAGUAUCUGGAGAUGAUGGUAGUUUUAUAGCAGUAUGGGAUAUUGAAAAUGGGAAACUCAUGUCUAAGUUCGGAGACGCUCAUGGAGUAUUAUUUAAUGGUCAAUGUUUGACAGAAUUAAUCAGUGAGGAGACUGGAAAGAAAUUAGACUCUGAAAUUACUGCAGUUGCAAACACUAUACAGUUUGAUCCAGAUGCAGACAUGGAAAAUUAGAAAAUGUCUCAUAUUAUCACUGUUGGCUGGGAUAAGAAAAUUCAUAUCUGGCCUGAUGAUAAGGAAGAGGAGGUAGAGACUUGUAAAAUUCUGCCAAAAAAUGAACAAAAAGGGACUAACCAACUUAUCUACACAGGUGGUCAUGAUGGUUCUUUAAUAGCUUGGAACUUUGAAACUGGAUAUGUUAAGUUCUACUUGCACGAUUGUGAUGCAUCAUGCAUGUCUAAGACGGGAGAGUACAUAAAAGAGUCAAAAUCUCUAUUGAUCUUCUAUAAAAAGAAGCUAUUGAUGAGUGUGACUGCAGAUCAGUAUAUUAGAUUUUGGGAUUUUGAUAUCACUGGAUAGAAACAGCCAAUUUUUACUUUCUACGCAGAUCAUCAUAAGGAUGAUUCUAUUAGUGCUAUCGCAACCACUAUUGAGAAUGAUUACAUUGUUACAGGAGACACAUCAGGCUGCUUGAAGCUGUGGAACAUUGAAAACUUCAGAUUCAAAGAGGACCACUCAACUGAAAACAUUAAAGUUGAAUGGUUCAUUAUUGCACACAAGUCAGUUGUUAAUAGCAUUCAGAUAGUCGAAGGAAAACAAUUCUAGGAGGACAAAUUCAUUAUAACUGCUUCUAAUGACCACAAUAUUCAUCUUCACAGACUAUCUAAUGGAGUAUUCAUUGGGCAGUUUGGCUAAGAGUCAAUGUGGAAUAUUCAUGACUUAAGUGCCUUUGAAAGAAGAAGACCUAGGUAUGUUAGAUCCUGGUUCCUUGCCAACUUCCCUAAGAGAAUCAAGAAAUCUCUACAGAAUCAGAAGAAAACAGUUGGAUUUAAAGACUCAAUGUAUUUGGAAGAAUCUAAGAUUGAAGAGGGGUAUGAUUCUCAAAGUCCAACUAGAGGAAAGGAAGAUCAAAAGGAUCAAUUUGAUGAUGACUACGACUCAGAAGAUGAUGACGAUCUUGGUGGUGUUACUAUCAAAGGUGCUUCUCAAUAUCUUAGCUAUCAACCAAGAGAAAAGAAGCAGUCAGAUAGAAAUAAGAUCAUCAAUGAAGAGAAAUACUUCAAGAAUAUUUAGAGAUUGUCUCCGAAGUUAGACAAGGGUAAAAAUCUCAAAUAACUAAGAGAGAGACUUGUGCAAGAUUUCAAACAAAAGUAUAAGAAUAAUAGCAGCGCUUUUCUUAAUGAUUGA
Stylonychia lemnae is the source of this 2769-nucleotide messenger RNA. Lineage: Eukaryota; Ciliophora; Spirotrichea; Sporadotrichida; Oxytrichidae. The record is from the annotation of a GenBank genome assembly.